This is a messenger RNA of Scomber japonicus (chub mackerel), 4407 nucleotides long. It is a transcript of the gene mbd1b, whose product is annotated as methyl-CpG binding domain protein 1b. The coding region runs from base 279 to 2654 and encodes 791 amino acids. Gene Ontology annotation, molecular function: DNA binding; zinc ion binding. The record is from RefSeq and is a predicted model, not a curated record. The transcript is spliced from 15 exons. NCBI's taxonomy places the organism in Eukaryota, Metazoa, Chordata, Actinopteri, Scombriformes, Scombridae.
CAACACUAGCCUUACCUCAGAAAGGGAAGUGGUUGUGUGUGUGUUGUGAGUGGAGUACCAUGCAUCUGAGGAAUAUCACUCUAAAGGUUCUGGCAUGAAAACCUGAACAGCUGCCAAACAAUCUGACGGUUCAGCUGCCCAAACAUCAAGAUACUAAACCCCCCGGACUGUGUGGAAAAUACACCGCUUUAAAUGGAAUGCAUGACUGAUUGGAAAAAAUAUCUUGGUAGUCUCCUGGAAAACACCUUGGAUUGUUUGUAGUUUAAACUGGUGAUUCAAUGAACGAGGAACCAGUACAGAGUUCUGGCAAAGAGCCUGUGGAAGAAGAUGCGGGACAAAGCACAGAGAAGACGACCACUGAGGCAGAAAACACCCCCGAGGUAGCAACAGCACAGGAGGACUUGGCAUCCUCAGACACUGCUGAUGCAGAGGAAACCCCAAAGUCAGAUCCUGUAGAAACAACCCCAGAAGACACAAAGGAGGAGGUUAAAUCCACGGGUGGAGAGCCUCCUGUUGACUGGUUUGAGCCCCUUGAGGAAGAUGAUGAUGUCAAUAGCACUAACAAUGAUCCAGAGGAGGAAAGCCUGGCAGGAGAGAGUGAAAGGAGUGAGAGUGUGGCGGGCAGUGAGAAGACCCUCAAAAAGAUUUAUCAGCUUCACGUUCCCCGCCGUAAGCGAUCACACCCUGAUGAGGGAUGGGAGGAGUGCCCUGUACUUGGAGAGGGUUGGAAACGCAAAGAAGUUGUCCGUCGUUCAGGUUCAAGCAUUGGCCAGAAGGAUGUUUAUUACCUGAGUCCGCGUGGUGAUCGACUGAGAAGCAGAGUGGAACUGGCUUCAGUGCUGGAGGGAGUUCUUGACUUGUCUAACUUUGAAUACAAGACAGGGAAAUUCUACAAUGGCGAAGCACCACCAACAAGAGUUCGAAACAGAGCGAAGAGAAAAGUACGGGAGCGUUCUUCCUCAGAGUCCAGCUGGAUGGAGAGAGGAGAGGGGGCAGACACUCCAGACUCCCACCACAGGCUCACCCCCAACCAGGGCCCCAAAAACCUAAACGCCAACCAAAUAGGUUUUUCCAUGCAGAGUAUAAUGGGAGCUUCGAACCAUGGUGCUAGCCACAAGGAUGCAGUAGCCGAAGAUAAAAUUAAACUUCCCCUUCCCUCAUCAUCCAGAUCGCUUCCGCUCCCCUCCAUAAAUGGAGAAAUCGGGUCAGAGGACAGCACUCUGAUCUGUGCCAGAUGUGGUAUUUCCUUUACAGGGACCUGGUAUGACAAGCAAAGAAAAAGGCCCUCCUGUCCCACCUGUUGGGCCUCAAAGACAAAAGAACAUCCGAUGAUUCGUUUUCGAAAGUGGAUUCCUUGUGGGCAGUGUGUAGGAUGCCAUAACACAGUGAAUUGUGGGCAGUGUGCCAACUGCAAGCAUGGACUGCAGAGUCCCGAGACCCGAAAACGCAUAUGCCGGAAACGAAGGUGCAUAUGUCCUAUUCGGAAGGGUCCUGGAGGUGGAGGCUUCCUGCAGCAGAGGCCUCCUAAUGACAUUCCUGAAGCAUUUGAUGACAGCAUGAGUUUCCAGCACCCGAGUUUUAAAAGCAGUGACACAGAGAACUUCUCAGUCAAUGUGGACGUAGAUGACGAGGAUGACAUGUCAACUGACGAUGAUGAUGAUUGGCAUAAGAAACGGAAGCGACGUUCCUGCGGAGAAUGCAAAGCCUGUCUCUGCAGGAAAGACUGUGGCACGUGUGAUUUCUGUAUAGACAAACCCAAGUUCGGAGGCAGCAACAAAAAGAGGCAGAAGUGUCGACUACGUCAGUGUCAGAGACAGGCGAUGAGACACUUGCUGCCCUUCCAGAUGGGACAAGGUGACUACGGUGCGGAUAACCCGCUGCUGCCAGGCAGGCCGAGGCCUCACUACACGUACAGUCGAAAGUCGGGUUUAAAGAAGAAGGGAACACAACUCGGCAUGGACUUCACUGACAAUGAAGAUGAGGACAGUAACUAUCAACCAAUGAAUUGGAGCUCCGAGCCCCCCGGUGGCAGCAAACACCCUUACGAGAUGAACCACCAUUCGUCUAUGCAGGACCAGCUAAGCAGAUGGGAUGGAGACAGAUCAGGCAGAGAUGGUCUAAGGCAUGCUGACGAAGAGGAUGAGGAGGAGGAAGAAGAAGAUGAAGAAGACGAGCUGCCCAUGAUCACACAGAUCUUCAGUUUGGCUGAUAGUCCAGCUGCGAGUGGUGUGGACAUUGAAAACCAGCUAAUGAAACUGCUAUGGUCUUUACGCUCCUCCGUAUUGCCAAUCCUAUGGUAUGCCAUAAUGGUGGAGGGCCCACAACUCCAGCUUAUCCAGUGUGCUAAACAGUCCAACAUGGUCGACACCAUAGUGCUGAUCGACCCCGGCUUUUGCUAUCAGGUCACCGUCCAAAAGCAGCCGCUGCUCCCCACCCACCCGCUGUAUGAUGACUACCCAGCACGAUUGACCUCGGUGACUGAAGUGGUGAACCUACUUUUGGGCCUGGAGAAGUACGUUGUAUGCCAGGGCCUGCCUCCCAAAGAACCAUUAUCUAACAAAGACUCAAUCACACUAGAGCGUGCAUCAACAUGUGACUUUUUGGUUAAGAAAAACGUGAGCAUCUGUUUUAACUGCAGAGCGCUGAGAGAUUGAGAACUUUUAAAUUUCUGCAGAGACGGAACAAAAAAAAUCUGUGACCACAUUGGAGACCACCAGUCCUCUGGUACAUCUCUGUGCCGUUUAUUUUCAUUUUGGUUUCUGAUUUUCUUUUGGUGAUAACAUAGGUCACUUUACAGAUUUACCUCUGGACUGUAAUAGUAUGGUUUGAUUAUCUGAAGAAUCACCAAAGGCAUUCCAGGAGCUGUGACAUUAUAAUCAGUUGCAUUUCUUUCUCAGAUGUUUUUUUUGUUUUUUUCUGUCAUGAGUCUAAUGUUAGAGUUUGGACGAUGUGACGGGUAGAGGUCAAAUCUGUCAGCCUGUUGUAUGGUUAAUGUGCUGUUGGUUGGUACACACUCUUACUUGAGGAAUCUGUAGCCCUCCCUAAAUUUUAUCAUUAAAUUCAAAAAUAACUGCGUGUCCUUUAAUCCCAUGUGAACAAUAUUGUCAUUCAUCCAGAUUAUGUGUAACAUAUUGGGUGGAGCUGACCAGCUUGUUAUUUGUUUACAUCUUGUCCACCUCUUCGGUUUUAUAGGAAAUAGUCCAUUUUAUUAAUUCAUCAAAGGUUUUGAUAUUUAUCUGUGCAUUACUGGCUCUGACUUAAUGUUUAAACCUCUAAAUGAUUGUGUAUUCCAGUAUAUGCAAAAAUCAUUGAAAAAAGAGACUGUGAAAUAUACUUUUUUGAUAUUCAACUUGGGGUUUGUUUUGUUUUUUUAGUAAAAAUCUCACUUCAUGUUAAAAAAAACAAACUGAAAAGGGAAAUAUAAAUCUAUACAACUUGACCAAAGUAAAUUCAAAUGUAAAACACAAUGAGUGCCCAAAUAUUCACCUAAAUUAUUAGUGAGUCACACUGUAUGUUAAUUAGAGAUCACCAGAGUCUAGCAUGCAAAGUCAGUGAACAGUACCAACUGUGAAGGAUACAACAACAGUGAAUAUCAUACAGGUCAUAAAGGUCAGUUACCAUGAUCCACUGGGUGAGUUAUGAGACAGUGAUCAGAAAACAAUUGUUGCCUUAACAGUUGCAGCUUAAUGUCUGUGAGACAAAUCCACUGUUAAAGAUAAAACACUAAAUGCCUGAAGAAGUGAGUGCCAGAGGACGUGUCAGUGACUAAAGGGAACAGAAUUGAGGUUUUUAAGCAUUAUACUGACAGCUGUUAAAGUUUAUUUUCCAGACAUUUACCCCAAACAGAAAGUCACAACUAUAAACAAUGUUGUUAAUUUAAGUGUCUGAGUCCAGACCAUAGUGCCCUAAAACUCUGACAAUACGACAAAACAAUAUGGCAUUAAACCUUUCAUUAAAGGUUGGGUUCAAUUUUAAAGGUGUUGUGAAUAAUGUUGUAAACCUGUCGUGACUUUUGAAAUGAUGAGAUUCACUGAACGUUAAUCUCGGUAGAAAGUUUCUUUUUUCUUUAAGUAUUUUAGUCUUUUUCACAUUCAUCAAAAUUUUUGGGCUGCUGCAGUCAGGGCAUGGGCUGGUUUAGAUCAGCUGAUUCAUCAUCUAAAAUGUGCUGACAUUUUACCACAGAAACCAGAAUUCCUUUGUAUGAUUUUUUUUUAUUUUUAUGUGAUACCCUGAAAUAAAACUUGGUUUUGUAGCCAAAAGUCUUACAGAUGACAUUAUUUAUUAAGCUGGUAAAAGCGUGUGAACCCUCCUUAAAUCAUGUCCUUCCGUUUCUGUUCUUGACUCAUAUUAUUCUCUGUAUUUAAUGUAUUUUAAACCUUUUGAUGGAUUUUUAAAACUGAACUAUGU